Medioppia subpectinata is the source of this 748-nucleotide messenger RNA. The record is from the annotation of a GenBank genome assembly. Lineage: Eukaryota; Metazoa; Arthropoda; Arachnida; Sarcoptiformes; Oppiidae.
AUGAAAGCACUGCUCGUAUUUAUAGCCCAAACUGGUGUCCAAAUCACAAACCAAUGGGAGUCGAGUGAGUCUACGUUGACGUUCGCCUCAUACAGUGCUUACGUGUCGUACGCCUACCUCUCCAUUGGUUUGCGCGCAAAACACAGCGUUUCUAUUGGUGUUCUAACCACAAACCCAUUGAAAGCAAUGCCUCCGCAACCGAGUGGUAAAGCCGUGAAGAAGGCCGGGAAGGCUCAGAAGGCCGUCAGAGCCGGCGAUAAGAAGAAGCACAAGAAGAGGAGGAAGGAGUCCUUCAGUAUCUACAUCUAUAAGGUGCUGAAGCAGGUCCACCCCGACACCGGCGUCUCCUCGAAGGCCAUGUCGAUCAUGAACUCCUUCGUGAACGACAUCUUCGAGCGCAUCGCUAACGAGGCCUCGCGUUUGGCGCACUAUAACAAGCGCUCGACCAUCACUUCCCGGGAGAUCCAGACCGCUGUCCGCCUCCUAUUGCCGGGAGAGUUGGCCAAACACGCCGUCUCUGAGGGAACCAAAGCCGUCACUAAAUACACUUCAAGCAAAUGAGCGCUGUUUUGAUGGCUGUAGUCAACAAACGGCCCUUUUUAGGGCCAAUCAAUCGUAUGACGUCUUGGAGUCAUGUCUUGUUUUACGCCUUUUUUAGAUUGAUUUCUCAUAUUAUUUAUUAACUAUUUUAUGGUUUUUUGUAUUUUUAAACUGAAUUUCAUUAAAAAAUUGUCAUUUCAUUCAUUAA